Messenger RNA from Sclerotinia sclerotiorum 1980 UF-70, 252 nucleotides. RefSeq lists its product with no specific name. The coding region runs from base 1 to 252 and encodes 83 amino acids. NCBI's taxonomy places the organism in Eukaryota, Fungi, Ascomycota, Leotiomycetes, Helotiales, Sclerotiniaceae. The record is from RefSeq and is a predicted model, not a curated record. The transcript is spliced from 2 exons.
AUGGCCACUUGUAUAUAUUCUUCGAUAAAUUUGAAAACUACGAAACAUUCAAAACAACCCCCAUGGAACAGCAUCUUGCUCAUUGGAAGCCCGAGGAACACUAUAUCUCUUGCGCUUGCCAACUAUAGCAUGGAAGAGGAGAAGCAGCCAGUGGCCUUUAUCCAGUCCAACGACGAACUGAUUAUUUCAUUGACCAAUUCUUGUGAUUCCGCCGUUAUCGUGGAAGAUUUCAAUAUCCCACAGACUGAUUGA